AUGGAUAAAUCAAAACAACAACACAAACCAUUGACUGCGGCCUUCCAUCGUUCAACGAAGGCUACGAAUCAGCCUCCGUUGACUCCGAAGCUCGCCAGUCCAAGUCCAGGAUACCAAACUCGUCGUCUCGCAAAUCACGAUCACCCCUAUUCUACCCCUUCCAAGGACGACCAUGUCUCCACCAACGUAAAUUCCACCUUCCUCAGUGCAAACAUUACCCCCCGCUCGGGUUCACGUACAUUACGACGACGCGAUGAUCUUUCUAAUUCACCAGUACCAUCGCCACAAGCCCACUACUCCCAUUCCACAUACUCUCAUCCUGCGGUCGGCCUGGGGCUUCAUGCCGCAGGAGGGGUUAAUGGCGGGCGCAGAACAGAUCGCAGUCCGGCUCGGGGGGAACAGCCAAACAGCAUCAGGGCAAAGCCACUCACGGCGGAAGCUCAGCCAGCCUCUCAUCCGAACUCCUUCCAUGACCUUGCGGCGAAUUCAAAUCCAUCUCCCAUGUUCUUCCACGCUUCUGAUGCACGGUCGUCCAAGCCGAUCCACGCUUCCGAUGCACCAUCAUCCAAGUCGGAAGUCGAACCGUACCGUCUCAAGCAGGGGAGGCUUUCCCCUGCCUUUCACUCUUCACAAUUCGUAUAUGCAAAUGGGGAUCAAGAGCAGCAAUCUUCUCUCGACGAACCCCACCCUAUCGUCGCCAGUCGUCGUCUAAGCGGUACUCUACCUCGCGGCGGCUCUACACCUAUCGCUAGACCCGCCGCUUCUCCUUCACUUCGCUUGAGGUCUCCUCAAAUAUCAGCUGCUGCAUCUCCCAUUGAAAGAAGCCAGCUCAGUCCACUCGUAGAUCAUACUCACGAUACUACUCUCCACCGCUUUAGCUCUCCCCCAAGCAAUGUAUCCGAUUCAUCCGAUCAACCGUCUAUCAGUCAACACAGAAAGUCAUCCAGCGUGGAUUUUUCCGCUCAACCCCACACUCCUAGUCCUCUUAUUGCAUCCCAUAAUCUCCAUGUUGACAGUACAUUACCCCCGACAUCCGAUCAGGCUCCAAGGCUUCGCCCUCGUGUCUUCAGCAACAGUUCCUCCUUAAAUGGCUCAUCUACGUCGACAGACGCAUUGCCGUCGAUGCCAAUGAGCCCCGGGAAACCUGAAGGACCAGGUGGUGACACGGCCCUGAAUAAUGCGCGGACCGAGCGCCGGAUCUUGGAUCUGGAGAUCAGCAAUUCCUCUCUCCUCGCUAUCAACCGAACGCUGGAGCGAGAAAUGCGGAAACAGAAUGCAGAAAUACGAAGAUAUCGACGUCUUAGUCGUUCAGGCCGGAUAUCAAUGGUCCCUUCACCACGCUCAUUCUCUGGCGCAGCUCUGUCCGUCACGAGUGAACUGGAAGGUGUUAGUGAAUGUUCAUCGGUCCAUGAGGCAUCCGAAUUUAGCGACGAAGACUCCGUUCUUGAUGAUCGGGUACACAGUCCUGAUUCUCUUGCGGAACAUGAUGCUAAACAUCAAGCCCACGAUGAGAAGAAAUUUAUGCUUGAUCUCGCCCGGCACCAAGAGCUGCUGAUUGAUAGCCAAAAACUGAACCAGAGUCUCAAAAGAUGCCUUGGCUGGACUGAAGAGCUCAUCAAAGAGGGCCAAAAGGCACUCGAGUACAGCGUUCAAGUCCAAGAUGUCGUCCUAGGCGGACGAGUUUUGGCGCCAGAGGAGCUCCCGGAGACAAACGAGGCACGUAAAGGCCUACUCAGUCCAUCUACUCAAUAUUCCGACUAUUCCGACUACACAUCUCACCCGAAUAACUCGGAUGAUAAUGAUACUGACCCAUCUACACUCCCUCUACCAUCGUCCCCCGGUGGGACUGUUUAA
This is a messenger RNA of Penicillium taxi, 1854 nucleotides long. RefSeq lists its product as uncharacterized. The record is from RefSeq and is a predicted model, not a curated record. The transcript has a single exon. NCBI's taxonomy places the organism in Eukaryota, Fungi, Ascomycota, Eurotiomycetes, Eurotiales, Aspergillaceae. The coding region runs from base 1 to 1854 and encodes 617 amino acids.